AUGAGUUCCUUCGGGGGUCCUGGCGGCCGCACGACCUUCUCCAAGCCUACGCCGCCCGAAAGAGGCUCGUUUCCCUUGGACCAUGAGGCCGAGUGUCAGCCCAUCAUGAAACUGUACUUGAAAUGCAUCAAGAGUGCAAAGGGCGUGCCGACGGAGGCCUGCAGGGAGCUGUCCAAGAACUACCUGCAAUGCAGAAUGGACAGAAAUCUCAUGGCUCCCGAUUCCAUGCGCAACCUAGGAUUUCAAGAGGAUGAACCCUCCAAGACAGCAGCAACGACAGAGGUUGGCAAGAAUUCGAAUUCGAAUUCGAAAUGA
This is a messenger RNA of Pseudocercospora fijiensis CIRAD86, 315 nucleotides long. RefSeq lists its product as uncharacterized. The transcript has 2 exons. Gene Ontology annotation, cellular component: mitochondrial intermembrane space. Lineage: Eukaryota; Fungi; Ascomycota; Dothideomycetes; Mycosphaerellales; Mycosphaerellaceae. Gene Ontology annotation, biological process: mitochondrial respiratory chain complex IV assembly. Bases 1 to 315 code for a protein of 104 amino acids. The record is from RefSeq and is a predicted model, not a curated record.